GUUCGUUCUCUUUUACUUUCAAACAUGAAGUUGAAGCAACUCAAAGUUAGACCCAAGAAGAUCUUGGAAGCCAGCCCUUGUCUUGCUGAGAUGGGUGCCUUAUUUGAAUGUUGGGCAACUGCUGGUGUCGAUGAUAAGCGUUGUGCAGCUAUUGCUCAAUCCUUGACUACUUGUAUGGGCAAGCCUGUUCAUAGAACAAAGCACUCCAACACUAUCAAUUACCACUUGGCUCGUUUAAGUAGACAACUAUAAACCUAUACAUAUUUAUACACACUCUCUCUCACACACCAUACUCAUAUACACGCAUACACUUGUAUUCUUGCCUAUUCUCUCUGUUUUUUUUUCUGUAACAUAA
This is a messenger RNA of Gilbertella persicaria, 355 nucleotides long. RefSeq lists its product as uncharacterized. Gene Ontology annotation, biological process: mitochondrial translation. Gene Ontology annotation, molecular function: structural constituent of ribosome. NCBI's taxonomy places the organism in Eukaryota, Fungi, Mucoromycota, Mucoromycetes, Mucorales, Choanephoraceae. The record is from RefSeq and is a predicted model, not a curated record. Bases 25 to 252 code for a protein of 75 amino acids. Gene Ontology annotation, cellular component: mitochondrial small ribosomal subunit. The transcript is spliced from 2 exons.